Molecule: messenger RNA, 1711 nt
Organism: Cynara cardunculus var. scolymus (artichoke)
Lineage: Eukaryota; Viridiplantae; Streptophyta; Magnoliopsida; Asterales; Asteraceae
Product: chromosome partition protein Smc
Exons: 9
Coding region: 96-1265 (389 amino acids)
Source: RefSeq, a predicted model, not a curated record
UUUUCUGUAAACUCAUAUCUGAACAUCACAAAUCUAUCUCCUCUUUCAUCAGGGAAUUGGCUGAAUUUCGUCUAAAUCAAACCCUAGAAGAAAAGAUGUCUACCUGUUCUAGUAGUGGCAGCAGUUACGUUUUGGACGAUGAGGAGUUAUUACAGUUUGAGGCAAGAUGUAAAGAGUUGAGAAUAGAAAAGGAUAUGCUUAAAGAAUCAAGCUUUGAACUCAUCCGGAGCUUGGAAUCUCAUGCUAGAAUAUUAGCUGAAACUCGAUCUAAUGAUAAGAAGCGUAUUCAAGAUUUAGAAAGAGAGCUGAGUAACUGCUCCCAAGAAAUAGAUUACUUGCAGGAUCAGCUGAAUGGAAGGGACACAGAGAUAAACCACAUGACUGAUUACAUCCACAAUCUAGAAUCGAAGCUCAGAGAGAAAGAAGAUUUUAAUGAAAUUGUGAGAAGUUUAGGGCAAGAGUUAAAGGUGUGCAAUUUGGAGAGGUUGGCUUUGUUGGAGAAAUUAGAGAACAAAGAGCAGGAGUUGCGUAAUUCAACAUUAAGUAUAGAGAAUCUGGAGGAGUCAAUUUCGAAUGUUGCUUUAGAGUACCAAUGUGACAUAGAAAGCAUGAAGCUCGAUUUGAUGGCCAUGGAGCGUAGCUUUUUUGAAGCUAAAGAACUCCAGGAAGAAGCUGCUCAAGGACAGCGUAGGAUGCAGGAACUGACUAAAACCUACAAGCUUCAAAUACAAGAUGCUCAAAAUGUUACAUGCUUAGUUGAGGAAAAUAAAGAAUUGAGGGAGAAGCUUAAAACAUUUGAAACCAAUGUCAUGUUGUUUCUGCAAGAGAUGAAUUCCCAAUUUCCAGAGUUGCUCAAGAACCAGGCUACUCUGUCCUCACUAAGCAAAUCAGAGAAUGAUCCAAGGAUGUAUAGUGACAUUCUGAGUGUGCUCUUGGCCAAACUGGUGGCACAAAGAAAAUCAGAGGCAGAUUCAGAAAACGAAAUGAAGAAAUUGUCAUGUCAAAUACAUGAAUAUGAACUUCUUGUGAACCAGCUGAAGGAACAACUGAGAGACGAAAAAUUUAAGGCAAAGGAAGAAGCUGAAGAUUUCGCUCAGGAAAUGGCGGAGUUAAGAUAUCAGUUAACUGGAUUGCUUGAAGAAGAGUACAAAAGACGUGCAUGUAUAGAACAAAGAGCUUUACAAAGAAUAACCGAGUUGGAGGCUCAGAUUGGAAAAGAACAAAGGAAAACAUUUGCUGCUGUUCGAGGCCUUCCCAAUGCUUAGAAGUUGGUUUCCAAGAAUGCAGUGAUCAUAUUCAGAAUGCGUCAGAGCAGGUGCUUAAGCACAUAAGCCUCUAUUUUGAUUUGGCUCAUUGGAUCUUUGAUGCCACCAGAAAGCACCAAAAGACUGCAGUGAUGAGUAUAUAUCAAGUCUCAUGGCAUCAUUCUUGCCAAAUGGUAAAAUUCACCACAUUUGCAUAUGGCAUCUGUAUUUAGAACCAGUUGCAAAAGGUUGCCAUUUGGAUGUGGAGACAAAAUCUAUGUUAUUGAAAAACUCAGAAGUGUGUGUUCUUGGGUGAUUAGCAUUGUUCUUUGAGGUGAAGAAUAAUAAGUAGUCUGUUGUCUGUAUUGGGAAUGGUCAAAUGUACAGCUUUCAUUGCAUAAAGUACAUGUCAUUGUGGCAUUAGAACCGGCCAAUUGUUCACAAUGUGCAAGAAAGAUUUGGUGAUA